AUGAUUAUAUUUCUUCUAAUUUUAUCAAUAUUUGGCACGGUAUUUUGCACGGAUCUGGAAUUUAGCCGAUAUCGAUCUGCUGAACAAUAUAAAUGUGGAUCAUUUAUGCCGGAUGCAAAUGGUCGUAAAGCUGAUGUUGUCCUCACUUUUUACUAUCAAUCAAUUGAUCAAUUUAUCAGCUUUUUAUCCGCGCCUUUUCCACAUCAAGGUUGGUGUUUUCUGAAUUUUUUUUGGGCUGGAGAAAGGGAGGGGUUGAAAUUAAGAUUCAAUUUAUUGUAACUUGAAAAAUUGAUCCUCGGAAUAUAUUUUCCAUACGAACACAAUUUUCAGACUUUGCUGAAAGUUCAAAAUAAAAAUCAGAGAACCUAGAAAUAUUUUCUGAAAAUUUUUAGCUCUCGAACUUAUUCCAGCAUUUUUUAAGCCUAACACAAUCUUAUCAAUGUGAAAGUAAGAGAUUUAGAGAAAAUAAUUUUUGUGAUCUACCAGAAAAAAAGGUUUUGUGGUGUUCAUUAGGUCAUAUAUGUAAUUUUUAUCAGCUCUCAAAAACCUCAAAAUAAUUUCCCUUCAAGCAAUAAAAAUGUAGAUUCCGUUCUAAAUAGAUGUUUUUCUCUUCUCCCAUCUUCUUGAUUUAUAUUCCAAAUCCUAUGAAGUUUUUUUGUGUCAAAAUAUCUAUGUACAAUUUAAUUUUCACCCAUAUAUCCAUAAAAGGUGUCACUUUCAAGCAAAUGGAUAUUUAUCCCCCUAAAAACUCGAUAAAAACAAGAAGAAGAUGGCAGUCAGAUGCCAUCUUCAACCAUUUUCCUCUCAAUUUAAUUGAUUUAUGUAUAUUAUUUUAUUCAACACAACGUCUACACAUAACAUUUCACACUCACUGAUCAUGUUCUACUUUUUUUGGCCUUCUCCGAUCCCAGAAAAAAAAACUAGUAAAUUUUCGCAGGCUUAGUCAAAAGGAUUACCCCCAAUUUUUCGCCUGAACACACAUUUUACAAGAGGAUGUGUGUAUGUGAUGUGAACAAAAAGUGUCAGUUCAGAAGUUUUUUUUUUCAAAAUGCUACUCGACUCCUUUGGGAGUUCCAUUUUUUUUUGCAAGAGCAGAAAGACCACACAAGAAGUAUAUAUUUGAACAUUGAAAUAGUAAAAUAAAAAUAAGGAAAGGGGAUUUAAAACUAAUGAUAAUCAGAUUACAUCUACGCGGAACCCUGCGCGCAACAAAAUUUUUAAUCUUUUCAACAAAUUCGAUAAUUAUAGUAUUUAUUAUAUUAUUUAUAAACAUAAUAAAUAAAUAAAUAAAUAUAUUUGAAUACGAAAAGAAAAUAAAUCAGUUGUUGUUUGUACACGAUUCGAUGAGGUAAUCUGCGUCUGUACAUAUUUUUGGGGGUUGGCAAACAUACUCGAGAAAUUAACAUGGGGAAGGGGGGUUAUUGUUGGGUACAUUCUUAAUUUUCGAACAUGGUCCCACCAAAAACAAUUAGACGUUCAUAUGUAAUUCAAUAUUUUAUUUCUCACCCCUUUCUCCAUAUGUUCUAAUUUUGACUGGAUAUGAGAGAACAAAAACACAAUGGGUGGUCUCAUGAUAACCUAUUUUCUUCAAAGGGGAGAGGGCUUGAUGAAUUUAGAAAAAAAAAUUUUAAAAUGAGCAAUAGAGCAUUUAGAGUUAGUAAAAGUCCGAAAUUACAGUUUAUUUUACUACCUAAAAAUUUUCCCGCAUUUUGAGAUCUACGAAAUUCAACUCAAAAUUGAGAGAUUUAGAGAAACAUUUUUGAUCUACCAGAAUUUUUUUUAGAUUUGAAGUCUUUUGGUUGUAAAUCCAUAAAGAUGAUCUAAGAAUUUGGAACUUUUUUCGGAGUUACAGUAUCUCCAGAGGCCUCGCUCAAUUUAAGCUCAUUUUUUCAUUCCCCCUUCUUUUUCUUCAAAAAUUCCUCUUUCAGAUCUUCUAACGAAAAAAGCGUUGACUGGCGAUUUGGAAGAGCUACAAAACUCGGUGGAGACAAAGUAUUGGCAGGUAAGGUUUAAUCCAAAAAAUAAAUAGUGGACAUUUGUAACUGAACCGUAAACAAGCCACUUCACAGUUAUUUACAAAUAGCAAUGCACGGAAAUGUGUGUAUAUGUGUUUUUUUUGCCGCGCUCGCGCGGAAUAGGAAUAGCAAUAGGAAAUGAUUCAUUUUGGCAAUGCGGAAUUCUUUUUGUUACGCUUCAUUGCAAACACUUUUAUGUAUUGUAUGAAGGAUCAAAUUUCGAUCAUCAUGUUGCCUUUUCGUCACAAAAAUGUUUCCCGGGAUUUUGCUGAUUUUCUCCCUCACAUUCAAUUUACUCAAGUACAUUACAUAUGUUUUUUGCAUACUUGAAAAAGAGAAAAAUCAGUGCCAUUCUGAAUACAUAAUAGGGUCGAUAACUACUUGAAGUUGUUUCAAAAGUUUUUUUUCUCAAAACGAAACGUGAUCAGUGAAUAAAAACUAAAAAGUUGACAAACAAUUGGUAGCCUAGAGCACGAAUUAUUUUAAAAGAGGUGAGCUUUGUUUGCUCGCCGGAAAAUGACCAAAGCAAAAUGUUACCUUGGAAUGAAAAGAAUUGAAAGAUUUUGAAAGAAUAAGGAAGGAAAUACCUUAUUUAUUGGAAAAAAAGGAAAAAAUGGGAUUUUUUUCAGUGGCUCGAAUGGCAGAAAGGAUGGAUUAUUGCAAGUCUCAGUUUGCUCGCUUUCAGUGUUUUCUUCGUUUUCUCCUAUAUUUUGUACAAGUAAGUUGCAACAAGAUUUGAAAGAUUUAAAAUAUCUGAAGAGAUUCACGAUUUUCCGGAAAAAAAACUAGUUAGAGAACAAACUUUGUAGGCUUGAAUGACAUGGAUGAUUUUAAGAGAAAUGUGAGAUUAGAAUAACCCGAAGAUAGUUAAUGACGUAUGAGGUUUAAUGUCCGAAUGGGAAACUUGCAAUUAUUUUAUAUAACUAUGGGAAGUUGGAACAAUAAAGAUCAAAAAUAAAACCAAUUAUCAAAAUAUUUCGAUUAUCAAGAGUAAUGAAAAUUUGAAAACCCAACUUCAAUCAGAACUUGAGAACUCAAAUAAAAUUAGAUUACAUUGAUCACUAGUUUGAAAAGAUUCGAUUCCCCAAAAAUUUUCUAAAUUUGCUCACAAAAACCAUCUUCAGAAUCUGCUCCUGUUGCUGCUCCAGCUCUUCCAAAAAGCAAACCACCGAUGCUCGUUAUGAUGGCUGCAAAAGAAGCUUGUGCAAUCUUCUACUUUUUGGACUCAUUGGUCUUAACGCGUAAGUUUUUUUUUAGCUUCUAAAUAAGAAAAAAAAAACAAGACUUCUGAACUCUAUAAAAAUAUUCUAGAUUUGUCGCAUUCACUUUGAUGAUGACCAGUCAAUAUGCUCAAUUUGGCCUCGAUGAACUUCCAAAUCGAAUGAAUCAAUGUAUUGAUGAUUUGAAUGUUUACAAAAGAGAUAAUGAUAUGGUAGGAAAUUAUAUAGGAAUCUUUGAAAAUAAAUAGAUACAUUUUCAGAGAAUCCGGAAAUUGUUGAUUGAAGAUUAUCAAAUGUUGAAUUCAACAAUUAAUACACAACUUUCAUCAGCUGGACAUAAUGUUGUAGAUCGAGUUAAGAAAUUGACCGGUGCUCAUGUUAUUGAUGUUUUUUUGAAUGUCAGCAAAGGUAUACAAAUGUUUCUUUUUUAUGAUUAUCAAUGAAAACAAUUUCAGUGGCUCAAGAAAUGCAAACAGAUUUGGAAUAUGUGAAUGAUAAGAUCCGAUUCUUGAAUGAAGAAGGGGCUCGAUUUGAAGCCGAGUUCUCACGAUUGAAAAAUACAGCUAAUGCAGAGCUUAUGAAUUGUAUUGGUGAAGAAAUGGAGCCGGUUAAAAGUAUGUGCACAAAAGCUGAAAGAUUAUUGGACAGUUUAGCGGUUACACAAUUCAAAAUUGAUCCGGUUAGUUUUUUUUUUCUGAUUCUUUUUUUUGGAACAAGAAUUCCAUCCGAUUGUAAAUAAAUUUUUGUGUUUCAGAAAUUCAUCUCGAGCUCAACUCAAAAUGCUCUAACUGAAAUUGUCAACGCAAACAUCUCAAGAGUUUUGGGAGAAUCAAACGCGCAAUUUGAACGACUUGAAACAACUAUUCAACAUGAAAUUGACAAGGAAACACAUUGUAAGUUAUCUAAAGUACGAAUAACAAAAUUCAUGAUGAUUUCCAGUCGCUCAAAAUAUGCUGAAACAAAUCGGUGAUGAUCUUUUUGUUGUUGCUGAAACCAUCUCAACACAGUUGAAACAAGUCAACUUCGAACCACUUUAUAAUUCAGUGUCUUAUGUUUCGGAUCCAAAAAAGACACCAACAAUGAAAUAUAUUCAAUACAGGUUUGCACCGAAACUAUUUUUUUUCUAAUACUAAAAAUAAUAUUUUGCAGCUGGUAUGUUUCAUUGGUUGUCACUGGCCUUUUCGUUCUUCUCGCAUUCUGUUUCUUGUUCGGAAUUUUAUAUGGAAUUUUCGGAAGACGCCCAACAUAUUAUAAUGAUGAUUGUUGUGUUAGAACCACUGGCAGCAAGUUCUUCUCAUGUGGAAUUUGGAUAUUUUUGUUGCUUUUUGUAUUCUUGGCAUUCGCAACUGCUAUUAUUUUAUUCGUUAUGGGAAAUGCCACGAAUCUUGUUUGUCAGCCAAUGAGAAAUCCGUUGAGCAGACCAGAUGCCUUAUCAGUAAGUGUUUUUCUACAAUUUUCAGAAAAUAAAUCCACAAACAAUAUAUUUUUUAGCUUGCUGAAAGAUAUAUCGAAAUCUGGAAAGAAACCCACAAACCAACAAAUGAUGUUGAAAUUUUGCUUGAACAAAAAACCCCAGCCGAAGUUAUUCGAGCUUGUAGUCGAAAUGAGACACUUUAUGAUAUGUUUGAUUUUGAUAAGAAAUAUCAUUUGAAUCAACUCAAAGAAUUCGAAAAAGAAUCAUACAACCAACUGCAAGUGUUUUUGAAAUCAACAAUGGAAAAAAUGCCGGAUAUUCGUCCGCUUGACGCGUUGAUUUCUCGAAGUGAACUCAGUGAUCUUGAAAAAUUGGCAACUGUUAAUGUCACCAAAUUCAGUCAACAAGGUUUGAAUGCUAUUAAGCAUGCGAUGGAUGAACUUGAUCUGAUCUCCAAAACUCGAGAAUUCGAAGAGAGUUUGAAUGUCUCAUCUGGAAAACCUAAAGCAGUUAGCCUGGUUUUGGAACAAAUUAAUGAAUUGGAAGCUCAGUUUGCGAAACCACUUCGUAGUCGAUUGAAUGCCCUUUAUGAAAAUAUUACCACCCUUGAUCAAAAGUAAGUUUUCUCUUUGUUUUUGAUUAUUAGUUUUUAAUAUUGAAAAAAUAAUAUUUCAGAUUGACUCAACUUCAAGUUCCUGUUUCUUCAUUGCUUGUCAAACUUCAACAUGCUCAAGCGUUGCUUUCGGAGAAUAUGAAAGAUCAUUUUAGUCGUGGAGCCAAGGAAGAAUUUGAAAAUAUGAUCGCAAAUGUUGAUAAAUAUAUCGAACAUGUUAAAAUCCAAAUGCAAACUGAGGUCACAUCUUGUCGCCCGCUGGCUGAAAUCGCAAAAUAUACAACUGCUGCAGUAUGUUCAUAUACUGUUGAUCCAUUUGUAAGUUUUCUGGUGUGUAUUUGAUUUAUAAUUUAUACUUUUUCAGAAUGGCACAUGGAUGUGUAUGCUGAUCUGUUUGAUUCUCCUUGUUCCAAUCACAGUUAUCUCAAAUUCUCUAAUCGGACUCUACUCAAAAAUGCACGCCUUCCCGAAAUAGUCAGUUAUCAUAUUUCGUUCUCAAAACCUUCAAUAUUUUCAGCAUCGUUGAACCACCAUCGGAAUCUCAUCAUAUGUCAUCAUUCAUCACCGAUACUUAUGAUACUAGACCGAAACCGUGAGUUGUCGGCAAUGAAAAAAACAUUUGAAAUUUCGAAAAAAUAUUUUUUCAGAGGUUAUGCUAACUACACUUAUACAGAUGAUUAUCAACGAACAUAUCGGUGAAUCCAAUAAUUUUUUGUUUUUCUGUUUUUUUUUUCAAUUUUCAUGAGAUAUUCAUUUCUUUUUUGACGCCUGCGGAUUUCUACUUAUUUAUAUAAUGUAUUCGAAAAUGUGUUUCUUUUUCCCUUUCAGUUUCAACAUUUUAAAUAAUUCCGUUAUGAUUUACCCUAAAUACGAGUAUUUCCCGUUUUUAUGUAUAGUUAGUUUCUUGGCCCAUUCAAACAUUCACCACGCAAAAAAAAACGUUUUGUGCCAUGCCAUUUUCAUAGAAAUUAUUGUUUUUUGUCAGAAAACCUCGAAUUGAUCUUCAUUUUUUCCCAUUUUUCAGUUUUUUCUGAACUUGCUGAUGUUUUUUUUUCAUAUCAGUUUGUGAUAUUUUUGGGGUUCUUUUUAUUAAUUUUUUUUGACAUGAGAAUAAAGUUUUGAAAAAAAAAGAAUCUUGGUUUUUUUUGAGAAUUUCUCGAAAAGGAAGUGGAAAAUGUUCUGAAAUUAAAUUUUGAUGAAAAAAAGUGUAAUACACUGACUCGAACAUGCUGAAAAUUAUCCCAAUUCCGAAAAAAAUGCUAUUACCUUCUCUAAAAUUAAUUAUGAAGAUUUUUAUUUGAAAAAGUUCAAUUUAUGUCCGGAAAGAAUUGGUCUGAAUUUAUUACUAUCUUUUUCGAACCUCACCUCAAACCGGACUGAUAAGAAAUAAAAACUAUAUUGAUUUAAUUCAAAAUUUGGCAAGAUUUGAUUUAUUUCUCUCUAUAUGCACCCACUUUUUUUUCUUCUUUCUAAAUUUGCAAACAAAAAAUAACUAAUUUGACCUCUCCCCCUUUUGUCCAUUAUCUAAUCAAUAGUGCGCGCAGAGACAGCGUUAACUACAUUGUAGUCAAAUGUGAUAGGUAAAUGUGUGGACGACAUUGAUUUUUUUAUUUUUGUUUUAUGUUUUUGUUAUGUUAUUAUUUUGUUCUUUGACUUCUUUGCAAAUUUUUUUUACAGUUUUUAGAAAUUAUUUUUGAAUUCAAAUUAAAAAUUAUAUAAAUUAUAGGUCUAGAAAAAUGGGUAGCACAGUUCGAGCAUCACAUUUGACGGCAACUUCAUCUUCGGUAGCCGAAGCAAAAGGUCCAUCGGUUUUUGACAUUUUGGCACAAGAAAAUUUGGCAACAUCAAUUCGACCGGCUUUGCAACAUCUUGUCAAAUAUUUGGCGAUUUUCAAACCAAAAACUUUUGUCACAGUUCAUCGUAAUUUCGAUGAAUUUUAUUUGUUGUUUGAUCUAAUGCUGGAGAAUUAUUAUUUGAAAAAUUAUGGUGAGUUAUAUUAUUUUCGUGAGAACUUUUUUUCUAGUCUAGUGUGAAAAAGAUUUUGUUAUGAAAAAAAUAAUAUACUAAUUCCCUUUGCUUUAGGCGCUUCGUUCACUGAAAAUUUUUAUUCAAUGAAACGUGUGCACACAAAAACGGGUAAAAGUCCAAUUGAUGGACGAGAACGUGUUAUGUCAUUGAUAACUUUGGUUGGAUGGCCAUAUGUUGAGGAUAAAUUGAAUAAAUUGUAUGAUAGAUUGAAAGAAGUUUAUGAGAUUCGAACUUGGGCAUCGAUUAAGGUGAGUAUUUCUGUCGUGGACAUUUUUAUCUAUCUACAUAUAAUCCGUGUUGCAUUCCAAAAAUUAUGCAAUAUGUAUUCUAUCUUGGUUUUUAUUUUAGAUAACACAAAACUUUGUUAUCAGUUAUUUUUCAAAAAAAUUAAAAUUAGAGGAUGUUCCAUCAAAUUUCGAGGAUUUACCUAAAAUGAAUACGUGAAAAAUUCAAUUUUUCGUUCGGUUGCUACAUUUUUGGUUGAUUUUCAAAUGAAACUUCUGCAAAGAUGUUUAUGGGUACAAUGUAGUGUACAUAUUACACAUUUUUUUGAGAAGUGAAACCCAUAUAUUUUUUUCUGUUUUUUUUUCUCCUGUAACUAUUUGUUCUGAUCUGACCCAACAUAAUCUGUUACAAAACAAGCAGAAAAAUUUCAACCAAAAAUUAUUCUCUCAAAAAAAUAGAUUUUCUAAAAAAAAUUUUUUGUUUCAUAGUUACUUUUAUUUCAAAAUUUACAGGAUAUUCCAUCGAAAUUAAAAAAGUUAUUUGUUAUCAUCUGGCCCUAUAUCAAAUCUUGCAUCAAGGCUAUCAAGAGUGCUUUGCAGUUAGCGUAAGUUAUCUUGCCAGAAUUCACAAAAAAAUCCACCCGAAUUCCAGAUAUAUCUUGAACCGCAGUUCAAUCCAUUCACCAUGGCUCUAUUUCGCCGGAGUCGUCCUCAAACAUCUAACUCCAGAAGAUUUAGAAUCAUUUAAUUCAGUUCCGCUUCAUUUGAAGACUGGAUUCUUCAAUCGAAUUUGGAGAUUUAUAUUAGGUCUACCGGGAUUGGUGUCAAGAAUGUUUGCAUAUGGCCUAUUCUUUGUUCAAUUUUUGGAUUAUAUGUAUAACACUGAUUUGGGAGGCGCGGGUUUGAAACAAAUGGCUGCUGGAAUUGUUACACCACCACCUCCACCACACAGAAUGGUGAGAUAAUUCAGGGGUUUCAAAAAAUGUUUUUUUUUCUUGUUUCAGAUUCUAAAAGAGAGUGAAGUGUUGAGUUUGGACACUAAUAAAUGUCCAAUUUGUAUGAAGCAAAGAGUAAAUGAUACGGCACUUUUUGUUUCCGGAUAUGUUUUUUGUUAUACUUGCAUCAAUCAAUAUGUUAACACUUAUCAGAAGUGAGUUUCAAGAUUCAUGUGAACCUCUAAACGUUUAUUUUUUCCAGAUGCCCGGUGACUGGAUGUCCAGCAACUUCUCAACAUCUCAUUCGUUUGUUUGUUUAA
Caenorhabditis angaria is the source of this 8769-nucleotide messenger RNA. The record is from the annotation of a GenBank genome assembly. NCBI's taxonomy places the organism in Eukaryota, Metazoa, Nematoda, Chromadorea, Rhabditida, Rhabditidae.